AUGAGUAAGCAUGCCAUCUCAUUGUUCAUUCUACUGCUUACCAUCUCGUUUUCAGAAGCUAAGAAGGCCAGGUUUGACACGAAGGCGCAGGAGAAGGCGGCUUACAAUGAGGACGGCUUUCUUGUGGACAUCGUUGUCCAAGAGAUCAAGCCAACAGUUCAGGCUAUAGACCCUACAAAUGCAUGCAAGGAUGUUGACCACUUCUUUGCUCCAGCUGAAAAGCACUUGGGAAGGCAGGGAGAGCCCAGCAAGAAGCACAACAAGUGCCUUCAAUGCAAAGAGUGGAUCAUCUCAGAUAUAACCAAUCUGCAGCGCCACAUAGAGACAAAGCAUUUGAAGAAUAAUUUCGAGUCCAAGCUUCGUGGAGAUAUUAACGAGCGCAAGGCAUCCCUUGAGACCAUCAAACUUGAGCAGAAGACGCUUGACACCCAUCUGCAAGAUAUGCCAAAGGAGGAGAGGGUUAUCCACUACUCUGAACUUGUCUUCAAGUGGAUCGCCAUGGAAUGGCUUGCUGAGACAGACCAGCCAAUUGGUGCUCUGGAGCACCCUGCCUUCCACUGCAUGAUCCAAGUUGCGGCACAAGCUACAAAUAGUGUCAAGAUCCCAAAUCAAAAAGCUGCUUGCAAGGAAAUCCUGGAACGCUUCUAUGAACAGAUGGCAGGUCUCAAGGCUCGCUUUGCAUGCGACACUGUUACUGGCGAGAUUAGCCUCACCUGUGAUGCCUGGCAAGCCUCCAAUCUGGAUGCCUACUUUGCGGUGACUGGCCACUUCAUUGAGAAGCAAAGUGAUGCCAGCUGA
Molecule: messenger RNA, 798 nt
Organism: Phanerochaete carnosa HHB-10118-sp
Lineage: Eukaryota; Fungi; Basidiomycota; Agaricomycetes; Polyporales; Phanerochaetaceae
Exons: 5
Coding region: 1-798 (265 amino acids)
Source: RefSeq, a predicted model, not a curated record